AUGAGCGACAAACUCCAAAGAACAAUCGCGCGGUUCCAGGAGAGAAUCGACAACAAAGACUAUUACGAGGCCCACCAGACCUUGCGCACCAUCACCAAUAGAUACGUCAAGGCAAAGCAGUUUGACUUGGCCAUAGGCAUCUUGCGCCAGGGCGCGUCCAUUUUGGCCUCCAACAAGGAGUAUGCUUCGGCCAGCGACUUGGUGUCGUAUUUGAUCCAGGUGUACACCGAGGCGGGCGUGGCGUGCUCGGCCUCAGGGCCCGGCCACGAAUACAGGGCAGCGUUGAUUGAGUUGGUGUCUCUUCUUCCAGACACGGACCCCAGCAUAGGCGAUUUGGCCAAGCAAGCGCUCGCGUGGGCCCAGCUGGACGGGACUUCCAAGUUUGGCGACGCCAGCUUGCAUCACGUGUUCGGCACCAAGCUUUUGGCGGCCGUGCCGGAACAGGCAACGGACGCCGACAAAUACAAGGUGUUUGCCGUGGCCGAGUUGCACUUAAUUUUGGGCACGUUCGAGUCGUUGCCGGUGUAUGUAGACUACUUGUUCUGCUGGUAUCUCGAGAACAAACGGACCGCCGACGCAGGCGAGUUCUUGGCCCGCGCCGUAGUCAACUACGCAUACCUCAAGAACAUCAAGUUUGCCCAGGCCGCCACGGACCGGUUUUUGCAGAAACUCAUUGACCUGACGCAGCCGGCCCUCGAGAAGACCGACUCGCUCUAUGUUUUCGAGGCGCACGACCUCUUGAACUUCUUGCAGUUGCUUGUUGCCACGUUGAAGAAGGAACACGCGGGCGAGAAGUUCAUGAAGUUGUACGGCCACUACGAGUCCUUGUUGGCGCAGAACGACCUCGUGGCGCCCGUGCAAUAUUUGGGCCGGGAGUAUUUCGGGUUGAGCUUGGGCUCGGCCCAGGGAGGAAACAACAUGUUGGCCAAUUUGAUGGGCAGUUUCUUCAAGUGA
Metschnikowia bicuspidata var. bicuspidata NRRL YB-4993 is the source of this 954-nucleotide messenger RNA. RefSeq lists its product as uncharacterized. NCBI's taxonomy places the organism in Eukaryota, Fungi, Ascomycota, Pichiomycetes, Serinales, Metschnikowiaceae. Gene Ontology annotation, biological process: protein insertion into ER membrane. The transcript has a single exon. Gene Ontology annotation, cellular component: TRC complex; cytosol. The record is from RefSeq and is a predicted model, not a curated record. The coding region runs from base 1 to 954 and encodes 317 amino acids. Gene Ontology annotation, molecular function: protein binding.